Messenger RNA from Scheffersomyces stipitis CBS 6054, 812 nucleotides. It is a transcript of the gene SEC4, whose product is annotated as Rab family GTPase. The coding region runs from base 1 to 624 and encodes 207 amino acids. Lineage: Eukaryota; Fungi; Ascomycota; Pichiomycetes; Serinales; Debaryomycetaceae. The record is from RefSeq and is a predicted model, not a curated record. The transcript has a single exon. Gene Ontology annotation, biological process: regulation of exocytosis; protein secretion; protein localization to plasma membrane. Gene Ontology annotation, molecular function: GTPase activity; GTP binding. Gene Ontology annotation, cellular component: endosome; plasma membrane.
AUGAGUACCAGAGCUGCCCCCUCGAGAUCAUAUGAUAUGAUCAUGAAGUUGUUGUUGGUUGGAGACUCCGGCGUAGGAAAGUCGUGUUUGUUGUUACGUUUUGUUGAAGACAAAUUCAACCCCUCGUUCAUCACCACGAUUGGGAUCGACUUCAAGAUUAGAACCAUCGAAAGCAAAGGCAAGAAGAUCAAGUUGCAAGUGUGGGACACUGCUGGCCAAGAGCGUUUCAGAACCAUCACCACCGCCUACUACCGUGGAGCCAUGGGUAUUGUCUUGAUUUACGACGUGACCGACUCCAGAUCGUUCGAGAACGUGGACAACUGGUUCCAGACCGUGACACAACACGCCAAUGAAGAUGCACAGAUCUUCUUGGUAGGCAACAAAUGUGACGACGAGUCUAACAGACAAGUCUCCAAAGAGCAGGGCCAGGAAUUGGCUCUGAAAUUGAACAUUCCUUUCUUGGAAGCCUCGGCAAAGAGCAACGAAAACGUUGACUCUAUCUUCUACGAAUUGGCCGGCAUCAUCCAAGAUAAACAUGUAGAUGAACAGACUACUUCUGGUUCUGCAGGAGGCAUUGAUGUCUCGCUGAGCUCUAAGAGCGGUAUCAAGAACAACUGUUGUUGAUCGACUGAAUAAACUAAUUUGAACAAAAUUGAACUAAAAAGAGAAUUGAAAAUGAAAUUGAAUACUGAAAAUUGAAUAUUAGAUGAAUAAUUCAAGUCAACUAUACUGAUUACUUGAAAAACUUGAAUUUUGAUGUUGAAUAAUAAAUGAACUAUUGAUCAACUGAAAAUGAAUAUGAAUUCAAAUUG